GGGGAGCCUCUCUCCCCUGCCAGCCCCCGCCCAUCCCGACCGGUGGCACCAGCACCCGAUCUGCCAGCAUCCGUUGAUGGCUGCAGCGUGGUGGCACCUGCUGGCACCGGUGCUGCUGGCACUGCUGGAGCUGGUGGCAGCGGGUGACCAUGUGGCAGACAGGAGUGACCGGGUGGUGGGGACCUUACUGGGGGUCCUGCUGUGUUUGUUGGUGGGGUUGGCACUAGCCUGGCACCAUCUCUGCCGACUCUCGCCUGGGCGAUACCACCCUCGUCCCAUGGGACACCGGGCCCUGGCGCUGCUGCGGGGACGCUGGCACCGGCUGCGGGGACACCUGAGUGACAGCGUGGUGCUGCCUGGAGAUGGGGACGGGGAGGUGACAACAGCUGCAGAGGAUGUGGUGGUGGUGAUGGCACCUCGGGAUGAGGAGGAAGAGUUGAUGCCGUGGAGCCAGGAGCUCAGGCGGCAUGAGGAGGAGGAGGAGGAGCAGGAGGAGGAGGAGGAAGAGGAGCAGAAGGAGGAAGAAGAGGAAGAAGAGGAGGCCACAGGCAGCCCCCUAAGUGAGGGGCAGGUGGCAGGGGGCAGCGCCGAGGCCCUGCUCAGUGACCUUCACGCCUUCUCGGGGACCGCGGCGUGGGGGGACACACGGCCACAUGUCACUGCCCUCUGAUGUCACUGUCCAUGAUGUCACCAGCCCGUGAGGUCACCUGCUUGUGCUGUCAAUGCCCUGUGACUUUGUGAUGUCAUCACCCUGUCGUCAUUGCCGUGUGACACCACCAGCCUGUGACACUCUGCGAUGGCACUGCCCUGUGAUGACAUCACUGCCCUGGGCCAUUGCCAUCCUGUAGCAUCGCUGCGCUCUGGUCAAUGCUUUGUGAUGUCACCACCCUGUGAUGUCACUGUUCUGUGAUGACACCGCCCACCCUGUGGUGGCACUGCCCUGCGAUGGUUCCAACCCUGCAGUAUCACCACCCUGUGAUGUCACUGCCCUGUGACAUCACCACCCUAGGGCACCACCACCAUGUUGGCACUGCUCUGUGACAUCAUCUGUGAGGCCACCACCUGGUGAUAUCACCACCCUGUGCCAUCCCUGCCCUUCCUGCAAGCACUACCUGCCCCUGUCUGAGGCUCUUGACUGGCUGCAGGAGCCUGGCUGCCAGCCAAUAAAAGAGCAGCGCUGUCCAAUCAA
Pogoniulus pusillus (Red-fronted tinkerbird) is the source of this 1189-nucleotide messenger RNA. RefSeq names its product protein tyrosine phosphatase receptor type C associated protein (gene PTPRCAP). The coding region runs from base 77 to 670 and encodes 197 amino acids. The record is from RefSeq and is a predicted model, not a curated record. Lineage: Eukaryota; Metazoa; Chordata; Aves; Piciformes; Lybiidae. The transcript is spliced from 2 exons.